AACAUUUUGGACCCAUCUGUGUUCUGCUCUCCUCAUGGUAUGGCAAUACAGAUCCAUGGACAGCAGGAGGAGGACAUACCAGUACUAGGAGUCAUCAUGAAUGGAGACUGGGCUCCGCUUGUAUCAGUAGAAUGUGCAUUCCGCAUUGGCAGCCAACCUCAGGAACUUGUCUUCUUUGCCACAUUCAGUGCACCUUGUAUUACUUUUGGAGAUGGAAUACAUCUCCGUCUUAUAUUACAUAAUCAAGAAUACACCCUUUCCUGUCCAGACGAUGUACAGUUUCCCUAUAUCCCCUCUCCACCUGUCUUUACUAGUAGUAAUCAUUUUCCCUACUUCCUCCAUGAUGUCCAUGCACCCGCUCCACUUCCUCAACCCCUUACUCAGGAUUACUUUGCCCACCAUGUAUUUGCAUACCCUCAACCUCACCAGCUCUACCCUGUUGGUGUGCGACCUGUUUUUCCUCAGCUCUCUCCAGACACUCCUUCUGGGCCUCCAUCCCAACAUUUCCCAUACUUCACAGGUCCAGCCAUGCUACGCUACUAUCCCAGCGAGCACCCAAAUUACCCUUCCCCUCCUUACCAGCCCCCCUAUGUGGUACAAGCACCAUAUACCCCAAAACCUAGCCGAGAGCAAACUCAUACACUCCAUCAAGUUUUGAAAUUGCCCAUUGGCCCUGCUCAGUAUCCAGGUAAUGUGCAUUUCCCCACACACCCUGACAGCCCUGAAUUGUAUUCUCCAGGCAAUUUCUACCCCUAUGGGCCCAUUUUCUUUCCACCACCUCCCCAGAAGGAACCUCGGCAACCUCCUGGAAAAUCUCAUUUGCCAACUCCGCUUGCUAUCUGCUCCCCUCACACGCAUACAGUCUGUAGCUACUACCCUUACCAGUAUUACCCAACUUUGUACCAGUCACAUCCAUUCUACCACCCAGUGGCCAUGCAUCCAGAGACAAAACCCACAACUGCCACAAAACGGCCUUCCACUCCCAUAUCGUCGGCAGCUCCACCACGAACUCCUCCGCUGUCACAUUUCACCCAGUGUCUGAUGGGAAGGAUAAUGGUCUUUCUGCCCUUUGCUUACCCUCACCCAGAAUUUAUCCAGGUCAAAGAUCAAAAUGCUUGGAUUCCCAUCUCCAGUGUGUCUCCACUAUGCGGCUACGUGUUAGAGAUGGUCGAGAACUUUCCCUUAAUCCUUCACAGUCCCAUGCCAGCCUGUCACAGCCAUUUAAAGACUUCCAGUACAAUUUCCUUCCCUCUGAGGGUGUGGGACCUGUACUCAGGGCAGUAUAAGAUUCUGGACUUGGAAUGCCAUCAUCAAAAUGUCCCAGAAGCUCCUGUUGUUUCCACCCCCAUCAAAGGCCAGCUGAGCUCAGAGCCUGGAGUCUUCUGUUCCUCCCAUCAGAUGACUGUGGAGCUCCCCCAGGCUUCCAUGUCUGGAAUUGUUUUGAAGGACAUCGCAGGGAAUUGGAUUAGACUCCAGGAUGCUCCAAAGCACUGUUAUUCGGCAAGCAAGGGUGAAGAUGGCAAAAUCCUUCUGCAUCUACCUUUACAGUCACAAUGUCACAUGACCAUCCAGGACCAAAUGUACCAGAUCAGUGUUGUUUACAUGACUGAAAGUGGGACAAAAGAGGCCAGUUUAUCCUGUCCAAUCACCAUUCCAAGAUAUGAUCAAGAGUGCAACCUUCCCGAUGACCACCGUCUCCCCUGCGGGCUCAGCUAUAUAACCCAGGAACAGUGUCUUUCCAUGGGCUGCUGCUUCGGCACACACACUCCUGCCUGCUACUAUCCCAUGGAUGAGUGCACUAUUGACCGGCACUUUGUCUUCUCUGUGCCUGCCUCCCUCACGGAGCCCCCGCUCUCCCCCACUUUGCUUGUUGCUGCGGGCAACUCCACCUGCAAGCCUCAGAAAGUGACGGCUGAGUAUGCCCUGUUCAAGAUCCCCAUGAAUGACUGUGGUGUACGGAGACUGGAGGUUGGAAAAACUGUCAUCUACAUGCUGGAAAUUAUCAACAUGCUCCAGGCAAUCUCGCUGAACUAUGGCACCAUCACGAGAGAUUAUCCUGUCAGGCUCUUGGUGGAGUGCCGCUAUCUGCCCAGUGAUGUUCAGACUGUGAGCUAUUUGGUUAAAACUCCAACACUGGGUGCUGCCAUUCAUACCCAGGGGGUGUUUGGAGUCCAGCUCAGGAUUGCCAAAGAUGCCCAGUACAGCAGUUACUACCCACAGUACCACCAGCCCCUGGAGAUGCUGCUGGGGAAACCGCUCUACUUGGAAGUGCGGCUUCUCAACUCCCCAGAUCCUAGUUGGGUGCUGCUGGUGCACUUCUGUGUGGCCUACCCCCGCUCUGGGAAUGCUGUGUGGGUCAUUCUUUACAACGGAUGUCCCAACCUCUUGGAUCCUGCCACAGACCAGAGUGUGCUGCCUGAUCCUCCUCUGCCUGUUCCACAGGCACAGGUCCGCCGCUUCACCAUCAAAACCUUCAUGUUCCUUCCUGAUGGGGAGGUCACAGACCCUAGCGAAGAGAUCUACUUCAUGUGCUCGACUGAAAUCUGCUCGCCACACGACGGUCCAUGUGUGGAGGGAUGCUUUGGCCGAUGACUCGCCAAUGUGGAAGAUGUUUGAAGUUGGCCGUGAGGAGGAGGCUGAUCUGGUGAACUUCUCACUACAGCAGUAGUUGCCUUUAGAAAGUGCACCACGUUACACCCAGCGCUUGUUUUCAG
Thalassophryne amazonica is the source of this 2714-nucleotide messenger RNA. RefSeq lists its product as uncharacterized. The transcript has 15 exons. The coding region runs from base 40 to 2592 and encodes 850 amino acids. The record is from RefSeq and is a predicted model, not a curated record. Gene Ontology annotation, molecular function: acrosin binding; structural constituent of egg coat. Lineage: Eukaryota; Metazoa; Chordata; Actinopteri; Batrachoidiformes; Batrachoididae. Gene Ontology annotation, cellular component: egg coat. Gene Ontology annotation, biological process: binding of sperm to zona pellucida; prevention of polyspermy.